AUUUCCACCAAAUGAUUCCAUCCAGGAAUGUUGCACCAGUGUGAUAUUCCCAAGAACCGAUUCUUGUCGCUCUGGUCGGUGGAUUUGAUCAAAAGUCACGAAGCCUUGUUAAAUGCAGCCAGGAGGGAUGCUGUGAUUUUGUUCAAGUCUAUCGGGAGUGCAUCCAAGCAGUGGAUCAACCGGCCAUCCAACAUCCUGUUGCUCUAUUACCGGUGGAAAUGGGCUGACGCUCUCAAUGAUAUUGUCAAUCUGUAUCGCAGGUGGAAUGGAACUGAAUCAGCAGAAGCCACCAAUAGCAUCACCUCUCUUCGACGGAACUGGAGUGGAAAAGUAUAUGAACUCCAUCAACAAGGUGUUACUGUAAUAGAACUGAAUCCGAUUGAGCAGCAGCAUGUGAAAUUUAUCUCCGAAUUUAUAUAUUUGCAAAAACGGACACUACGGCACGCAGCAGUCACUACAGAGGAAUUGAUACACAUGCAUAACAAAGAAAGCCGGACUGUUGGGAGCUGUAUUUCCAAAUCCAAUGCUGAACAGUCCUUAUUCUGUGUAUUUCCAGAAUCAUUGGUCUGUUUGGAAAUGUUCUGCAAGGAUGUCAUGGAGCUCUCUGAGGAAUUAUAUAAAAACUCUGUCCAUGUUUUGGAAUCAAACACAACGGUUCUGCCUGAUCCUGGCCAGGAAUGGUGGAAAGUAAACCUUCCAGACUGGAUACAGUACAUCAGUAGGGUGUUGCCUGCAUUAGAGGACACAAUUAUUAAAAUUCGGAACAUAACUCACCAGUUUCUAGAAUAUUUUAAAACAACUACCAUUGCUUGUAGCUUAAAGAGCCAUCCAGAUGUUGGGUACUAUGUCAGUGACUACAGUUUUAAAGAAGCAUAUAUGAAGAAAGUAUGGCAUUUAUAAUGGGUUUUUAAAGAUAUACUAAAUGUAGAGGAUGAGCAGUCAUUACAGGUCUGUGAUAUAAGGUUGACUGUAAAUAAAGUCAAGGAAAGAAAUUCAAUCAGUUCUCAUUCAUUUCAGCUUAUCCCAAAAAUGUUUGUGGAAAGAGCAUGCUAGAAAAUUAAUAAAUAUCACUUCAGAAACUGUGCCAAUAAUAAACAGAGCAACUAAUCUUAAAUGAAGUUGAAACACGAAGAUCUGUAUUUUAACAUUUACCAUUAGUUAAUAAAUCCAUCGUUUAGCUUUCUAUGCAGACUUUAAUCCACGUGAAUAAUUAUACUUGUGUCAGCUCAUCCCCUUGGAACUUAAUUCUUUAACACUUUAUUUAGAUUCCAAUUAUUCAAAGAUUUAAGGCCCUGGGCCUAUAGCUCAGUAACUCAGUCACAAUCUAAAAAGGGAAGAAGAUAAUACUAAUUAUCUGAUAUUAAGUAAUUGGUUUAACAAACAGAUUACGGCUAAUGAUUGGAGCAUAAAACUGCAGAUGCUGAAAAUCUAAAACAAAACCAUAAAAUGCUAGAAACACACAGCAGAUCAAUGGUUAAUGAUUCCCUUGUUCAACCAUAUGUCAUGACUGUAAUAGCAAUGACUUACAAAACGUGCUAUAAAGUUGUUGGCUCAUGCUGGAGGAUACAUGGUUUGUGUCCCUCAUUUCAUCAAAAACUUUGUAUAAACUACCACUUGAUGUCAUUCUUUCAAAGACAUAACUUCAAAUUCAUAAUGGUUUACAAAAUUGAAUGUAAGAAAAUUCUCUUCUACUGUGGUUUUCUGAAUUAUAUUAAAAUAUAACUGUACAUGAUUAUUAUAUACAAAUAAAUUGUUAAGUGGAGCUAUUAUGCAUAUUGCCUCAUAGAAAAGCAUUAUUUGACGGUGUUUCAUUAAAUAAUUG
Pristis pectinata (smalltooth sawfish) is the source of this 1822-nucleotide messenger RNA. RefSeq lists its product as uncharacterized. The record is from RefSeq and is a predicted model, not a curated record. Bases 28 to 900 code for a protein of 290 amino acids. NCBI's taxonomy places the organism in Eukaryota, Metazoa, Chordata, Chondrichthyes, Rhinopristiformes, Pristidae. The transcript is spliced from 4 exons.